This is a messenger RNA of Uncinocarpus reesii 1704, 3063 nucleotides long. Its product is annotated as Poly(A) polymerase cid13. The transcript is spliced from 3 exons. The record is from RefSeq and is a predicted model, not a curated record. Bases 1 to 3063 code for a protein of 1020 amino acids. NCBI's taxonomy places the organism in Eukaryota, Fungi, Ascomycota, Eurotiomycetes, Onygenales, Onygenaceae. Gene Ontology annotation, biological process: RNA 3'-end processing. Gene Ontology annotation, molecular function: nucleotidyltransferase activity.
AUGUCCUGGCCGGUCCCCACGGAAAUCCAGUCUCAACUCCCUCUCCGCCCAACACAUACCGCUCAGCAAUCAUGUUCCGUCCCUGCUACCCCCUUCCAUCAACCACAUGGUCUACGAUUCUCCUCACGGUCCCGCUCCAGAUCUCCUUCUCCAACGCGUGGCAGCGGUUCACCUCGUUCUGCUCAUUCCGAAUUCAAUCAUGUCCUCCCGCUCAGACCGCAGUAUGGAGGUUGUAAAUAUGAAACUGCGAUGGCUCAUUUCAGGAGGAGGAUGCCAUACUCUUUAGGCGCUGACUUGCUCCCUGACGAAGCAGGCCCGUUGAAGGAACAGUUGGACUCCGAAGCAGAAGCAAAAUUGACAUCGGAUAUGAAAGACCUCUACAAAACCUUGUUGCCGUCAGCGGAAAGUGAAGAGCGGAGAAUAAAAUUCGUCCGAAAGCUUGAGGGCCUCCUUAACAUGCAGUGGCCUGGGAAUGACAUCAAGGUGCAUGUGUUUGGAUCGUCCGGCAACAAAUUGUGCUCGAGCGAUUCUGAUGGUGGCAUGGAGCGCAUUGUUUGUGUUUCUCAUGCAAAGGUACCAAUUGUGAAGAUAUGGGACCCAGAGCUUCAAGUUGCAUGUGAUAUGAAUGUCAACAACACCAUGGCUUUGGAGAAUACUCGAAUGAUGCGGACAUAUGUUGAUGUCGACGAUCGAGUCAGGCCGCUUGCCAUGAUCAUCAAGUACUGGACCAAACGACGGAUAUUAAAUGACGCUGCCAACGGGCAACCCAUGUCGUCUUUUGAUGACGAUCUCAAUAAGCUUGUAGGCUUUGGUGACAAAAACGACUCAACUCUAGGGGAACUUCUCUUUCAAUUCUUCCGAUUUUAUGGACACGAACUGGACUAUGAGAAAAACGUGAUAUCUGUGCGAGAAGGGAAGUUAAUAUCAAAAGAGGGCAAAGGCUGGCACCUUUUGCAAAAUAAUCGAUUGUGCGUGGAGGAGCCUUUCAAUACAUCUAGAAAUCUAGGGAAUACCGCAGAUGACACGUCUUUUCGUGGUCUCCACCUUGAACUCCGCCGAGCCUUUGAAGCUGUUGCGAAAGGCGACCUGGAAGAAUGUUGCGAACAAUACGAGUAUCCUCCUGAAGAAGAACGGACUUGGGAGCGGCCGGCACCGCAGCCACGAGCCGUACUAACCCCGAUGCCCGCUCUACCCUCGCGUGGUGGUAGAGGCGGUGGUCGGGGUGGUAGACAUACGAGCCACUAUCAUCGUGGAGGAAGCAAUAUGGGUCGUCGAGCAUCCAACACUGCUAACCGGAAUAAUAUCCGGUCUGCAAAUCCGGGUUUCACCACGGAUAUUGCCUUGCAAGCCCAACAAGCUCAAACGCUUCUACAUGACCACCUUUACCAGCGGAUUCAGAUUCUCCAGGCGCAGGAACAAGAGUUGCGAAUUCAGCUACAGAAUCAAGCGCUGAUGACUGGCCGAGCACCUCCAACUCUUAUAAGGCAGCCGUAUCUACACUUUCCCUUACCACAGGCCGAGAACAUGUCGCCCGAGGAGAACCCAAGAGUCCGGGCUGGCUCGGUGAACCAGCCUCCUCUCACGGCACCUAUUCGACAAAAUGUAUUCUUUAACCCUUCUUAUAUCCCGGUGGUUUUGCCAAGUGUUCAAGGCACGAACACAAACCCUCCGUCUCCCUCUUUGAUGUCUGCUGUGCCAGAUGCAAGACGCAGUCACCGCAGAUCCUCAGUUGCAAACAACUCACCACGAGGACUACGGGCUCAAUCGCAACCUGCCCGUCCUCUACCAUCCACGGUAAUACCAACAUUUUCUACGUACACACCGGCUACUCACCAAGAUUCAUGCCCAAGGAAAUCGCCGGAAUUCCUCCAUAGAUCCACAGUCGAGGCAGAGGUAUAUUCACCGAAUGGUGUUCACAUUCCGAAAUCGAGUUUGGCGGAUGAAAACGUCCCUUCAGAGUACGUGGGAUACUAUGUUGGUGACUCUACCCAGUCUCAUGGGCCAUAUCGUGGUCAUCUAGCCUCGGCGCAUCCAGGGCUUUCCGUUCAUAAUUGUGAACUUCCUGCUUACCUCCAUAGCUCCCCUGAGUAUCGCGCUUACAUUACGACGUCGGAGCAAUCUAAUGGCUGCCUGGAACAUCUCAAUUUACCGAAACCUAGUUCUCAAUCUUCGCAGCCACAGCGAUUAACCCGGUCACAAACUUUGCCUGAUCGCGGCCCGUUAAUAAUUGAUGGCUCUGUUCCUCCUAGCGAACACCGUCAUUCCGUAACCAACCAUUCAAGCGAGCAAUUUAUGACGGAUUUUAGCACAUCAUCUUCCACGGACAAAGUGUAUGAUACGCCUCGAACGACUCCAGACACGCUUUCUCAAGGUCUUCAUGAACAAGGCUCGUAUGAUGACUUGUUUGGCAGCAGCUAUGAAACCCGGCAUGGAUCCCGCGGCACUGGUCAGAUUAACGGAUGGGAGCCAAGCCUAAACCAUAAUGAUAUUGGUGCUACCGGCCAGAUGGGGAGGGUGGAGACAUUGUCUGAGCGACUACAACGAUUCCAGCUAUCUGAUCCAAAGGUUGCUUUGGAUGCUUCGGGCUGUACUGAUGCAAACCAAUACCGCGGCACACAAUAUCUCUAUCCUAUAGAUGACCAGCUCCCUGGAUUGCAUGCGAAUGGGUCCUCGGACGAAAAUUCUCAACCACUGUUCAAUGCUGCCAAAUCACCGACAAUGGAACCACGGAUGUUAUCUCCCACAACGAAGUACUGCGUAAAUGGCUUCGAACUGGAAAAACCCAACGGAAUUGCUCACAAGUCUAGGAAUAGGAGUCGCAGUGAUCACUCCAAUUCUUUCCAAGCCAACGAGUAUAGAGAGAAACAAAGUGACCACGGCCGAAAACCCAACGGCAUACACCAUCUACAUACGGGCGCUAAUGGCUAUCACCAUUCGAAUUCAAAUGGCUGGCAAACUACAAAGCGGAAAAGUAAGAAAGGCGCAAGGGCUUUGGAACAAAAUGACUCGAACCUUCGGCUAGAGAGUGUUCCGGCAGAUCAAUUUCCGAGGAAGGGCGGCUGA